Molecule: messenger RNA, 1390 nt
Organism: Siniperca chuatsi (mandarin fish)
Lineage: Eukaryota; Metazoa; Chordata; Actinopteri; Centrarchiformes; Sinipercidae
Product: troponin T, fast skeletal muscle isoforms-like
Exons: 16
Coding region: 269-1129 (286 amino acids)
Biological process (GO): sarcomere organization; regulation of muscle contraction; muscle contraction
Cellular component (GO): troponin complex
Molecular function (GO): troponin I binding; tropomyosin binding; troponin C binding
Source: RefSeq, a predicted model, not a curated record
CUUCCAUCCACAGCAUUUCAUCCAUCUCCUUCUCCAGGGUCAUGACUGCCCUCCCCUCCCCCCUCUCCCCACCUUUUCCACACAUUAACAUAUAUACUACCCACACACCUCGCUCUCAUCCCACAGCCAAUAAGGACCUGAUGAGCUCAAGUAUCACUAUAACACAAGGACUUAUUCUCUGAGCGGAGCCUGUAGAUUCUUACAGACCUUCAUCUUCAUCGUCGGAGGAGCUUCUCUUCCUCUCUGAGGUGUGAAGUCUGCUGUCACCAUGUCUGACACUGAGGAACUGGAUCAGGUCGAGGACGAGGAAGCCCAGGAGGAGGUAGUAGAAGUAGAAGUAGCCCCUGAGGCGGAGGCCCAGGUAGAAGCAGAGCCAGAGGUAGAGCCUGAACCAGAACCAGAGCCAGAGCCACAGGAGGUGGUUCAUGAGGAGGAAGACGGCUAUGAAGAAGAAGUGGAGGACGGAGAUCAGGAUGAGGAGAAGCCAAAGUACAAACCCACUGCUCCGAAGAUCCCUGAUGGCGAGAAAGUGGACUUUGAUGACAUCCAGAAAAAACGUCAAAACAAAGACCUGGUUGAGCUGCAGUCGCUGAUCGACGCUCACUUUGAGUGCAGGAAGAAGGAGGAGGAGGAGCUCCUUGCACUCAAAGGAAGAAUUGAGAAGCGUCGCGCUGAACGAGCUGAGCAGCAGAGGAUUCGUGCUGAAAAAGAUAAAGAGCGGCAGGCGAGGCGGGAGGCAGAGCGCCAGAGAAAGGAGGAGGCCGACGCCCACAGGAAGGCUGAGGAUGAAGCCAAGAAGAAGAUAGCGCUGAGCAACAUGGGAUCGAGCUACAGCAGCAGCCUGCAGAGGGUUGAACAUAAGAGAGGCAAGAAGCAGACUGAAAGAGAAAAGAAGAAGAAGAUUAUGGCAGAGAGAUGCAAACCCCUGAACAUAGAUGAUUUCAGCGAGGACAAGCUGAGGGAAAAGGCGAAGGAGCUGUGGGAGUGGCUGCACAACCUGGAGGCAAUUAAAUACGACCAAAGCGAGGCGCUCAAGAGACAGAGAUAUGAGGUGAUCUCUCUCAGAAACCGCAUCGAUGAGCUGCAGAAACACAGCAAGAAGGGAGCCGCCUCGCGCCGCAGGAAGUGAGUGGCUCCUGAGUGUCGGUCAGCCCGGACAGGAGGCGCGUCCCCUCGGCUACAACAGUGACUCAGACCCUGUAGACACCCACAGCUCCAAAACAAAGGCAACAGCUGGCAACAGCUGGCAACAGUCUCACUGCCUGUGUCUGCUUGAGUGAAAUGGGUUUCUGGAUGAUUUUGGCUCCAAUAAAGAAAUGUUUAAAAAUGUAAUCACUGUGUUUGUGUAAAAAAGAUUCAGAGAAUAAAAUGAAGAAUUAUUAAUCCUCCA